CAUCGUUUUAGUGACAUGAGAAACCAGAGGAUUUUAAAGCACUCCUAAUGCGUUGGUUCGGGUUUGGUUUUAAUGCAUUUGGGCAGAUAUGCAUCCACGAGAAGAUAAUUAAAGGUACUGACGCCGUGAAGGAAAUAAAAGUAAUUAAUCCAACGGAACUCGGUCAUGUGGACAGAAGUGGAAGCAGACAGGGUAUCUGCAUGCAGACCAGUGCAGUCAGAGCAAGCUGGAGUCGGAGAGCAUCUUUGCAUUUGGAUGGUGAAGGCUGUGUGUGCUUGGCAGGUUUCGGAGCUGUCACCUCCAAAGAAUGCAUUUCUAUGGCAGAGAGCCGUGGCUGUAAGGACGCUUUUAUCAGUGAAUCAUACUUGACCCUGUCUUUCCCUGGCAGAGUUGAGUCCUGGGACCUGGAGAACAAAAAGGAAACUCCAGCAUGGAGCAUGGAAAUAAAAACCCAGCCAGAAUCCUCUGAUAUGCCUCUGAAUCUCCCAUUAGUCCCUGGGGGUUACAUAGCCACAAAACCUCCCUUCUACCAGUCCCUAUCACCACACCUGAAAGCCAAGAGUCUGGCACUGGGCGCAGAGCAUGCUGUACUUCUCAGUGCUACUGGAGCUGUGUACACCUGGGGACUGGGCAGCCACGGUCAGUUGGGGCACGGAGGCCUCACCUCUGAGGAGCAGCCCAGGGCAGUGGAGGCGCUCUGGGGGAUGGCCAUGAGCUGUGUAGCUACAGGAGGCUGGCAUUCUGUCUGCAUUAGUGAUGGGGGUGACCUCUAUGUGUGGGGCUGGAAUGAAAGUGGCCAGCUAGGACUUCCAUCACAAGCCCUGAGGAAAGCACAGCAGCAAAGUGGCCAACAAGCCGAUGUCAGCACAUCUCCACGUGAAAAUCCACAGGAGGGAGAAGACGACAAAGAAGUGUUCAUAUCCAUCCAGGCAUUCCCAGCUCUUCUAGAUAUCACUCCAUCAUGUGAAAUCAAGACAGUCAGCUGUGGCUCCCGGCACACAGCUGUAGUAACAAGUAAGAUGUCUCUCUUGGCUAUGGAUGCACAUUUUUUUGGUGAGUUAAUGUCAGUCAUUUUUAUAAUUUCAUAUUUUCUCAUUUUAGCCACAGGUGACCUCUACACUUGGGGCUGGGGUGAAUACGGCCAGCUUGGACACCAGACUUUGAGCUCAGAUGAGCCACAGCAGGUGGAGUUCUUCAGAGAGCAGCAGAUGUGUGUGGUCAAUGUUGUAUGUGGGGCGUGGAACACUUUUGCUGCUGUUGUCAAGGAGGAAGUGGCUAACGCUUAAAUGUUAUGAAAUCUCACUGAUGCACGUGAACAAUGGACUUUGGACAACGUACCAGGAACUGUUUGUUAUUACAACAAAUACAAAACUGAAUUAAAUGCAUUUUGUAUUACACACACAUAUAUUUAAGCUUCUCUUGUCUAUAUAAAAAAAACCUUGGUAAAAUCAGUUUUUGAAAACUUUCUUUAUAGAAAUAUAAAAAAAGGUUUUAUAUUUCACAUACAUAAAAGGGUUAAUACAGUAAAAUCCACAGGCAAAUAUAAUUUAAGGCAAAUCUCUAAAGUUCUAAUUUUGAAAAUCACACAUCAUAAUAUAAGAAUUAAUGGGUGAUCCAUGUCCACAGUCCACAGUAGGUCAUCACAGCACAAUCUUGAAAGAGCU
This is a messenger RNA of Scomber scombrus (Atlantic mackerel), 1664 nucleotides long. RefSeq names its product RCC1 domain-containing protein 1-like. Bases 48 to 1286 code for a protein of 412 amino acids. The record is from RefSeq and is a predicted model, not a curated record. The transcript has 7 exons. NCBI's taxonomy places the organism in Eukaryota, Metazoa, Chordata, Actinopteri, Scombriformes, Scombridae.